Messenger RNA from Monosiga brevicollis MX1, 1038 nucleotides. RefSeq lists its product as uncharacterized. Lineage: Eukaryota; Choanoflagellata; Craspedida; Salpingoecidae. The record is from RefSeq and is a predicted model, not a curated record. The coding region runs from base 1 to 1038 and encodes 345 amino acids. Gene Ontology annotation, cellular component: plasma membrane. The transcript has 7 exons.
AUGCUUGCCUUCCUCCAACAACACUGGUUUUUGAUUGGGCUUGUCGCUGUCAUCUUCUUGGCCCACGCCGUACCGUGGCUCGGCGCGACUGGAGGUCCACUCAUGCCAGAGUAUAGCAUCAAAUAUGGAGCCGUCUUUAUGAUCUUCUUCAAUUCGGGCCUCACCCUGCGCACUGAAGACCUGGCCGCCGCAGCACUACAAUAUCGGGUGCAUGCCAUGAUCCAAGGCUUUACGCUGAUUCUCGUGCCACUUUGCGUGGCCAUCUUUGUGCACGCAGCCCCAGCGAUUCUCAGUGACGCCUUGACCAACGGGUCUGUCCUCGCACACUUUACCGUCUUGUCCUGCAUGCCGCCACCCGUGUCCUCGGCCGUGAUUCUGACCAAGGCGGCCAACGGGAAUGAGGCUGCUGCUAUUUUCAACUCCGCCCUCGGCAGUUUCCUGGGCAUCUUUGCCACCCCUGCAUUGCUCAUGCUAACGAUUGGUGCCUCGGCUGACAUGGACGUGGGCAAGAUCUUCUGGUCGCUCUCCUUGACUGUCGUUUUGCCUUUGAUCUUGGGACAGGUGGUUCGCUUUGAGGCUUGGCACCGGAUUCGUCCAUGGAACAUACCCUUUGGCAAUAUCAGCAGUGCCACUCUGCUCCUCAUCAUCUUUUCCACGUUUUGCAACACGUUCUCCAGUCAUGUCGAAGUGGAGGUGCGGUCGCUAUUGGCCGUGGUGGGUUUGGUCAUCAUUAUGCUCAUGGCAGAGAUGAUUGUACUUUUUGUGGCCACCAAUGCGAUGGGCUUCUUCCCACGUGACGUUGUCUGCAUUCUCUUUUGCGCCACACACAAGUCGUUGACCCUGGGUAUUCCAAUCCUGAACAUCGUUUUUGCAGGCUCGCCCCAACUAUCUCUUGUUUCCCUGCCCCUCCUCGUGUACCACCCGACGCAAAUCCUGCUCGGUGGUAUUCUUGUCCCUGCUGUCCGAAGCUGGCUAUAUGCGCGAGAUCGCAAGAAACAACUGGCCUCAGAGGCCCACCAACUGGCCCCGCGCGCCUAG